CGUCGUUUAAAUUGUUAAUAUUCAACUCCUGAUCUUCUAGAUUUCGCUAACGUAGACGAAAAUGAAAGGCUAGCAGUACGGUCGAUGAUAAAGUGUUGCGGGAGAAAAUCGGGCGAGAGAUAUUUUUUUUUUAUUCUGUCGUGCCUCUCACGCUACGCGACGAUCUUAUAUAGGGAGAGACAUUAGAGCUAGAGACAUGUCCCGAUAUAUGCUUUUGAAGUGAUCAUACGACUUUUGUGAGAAAUUUGUCGUCGGCUUAGCUGAAGAUGAUGUGCGCGACGAAGUUUUGAGCCUUGUCGUACGAUAUGCAGUCCAUUUAUUGGACCGGGAGGCUGUUGUCUCGGGCGAUAUGGAAUAGCAUAUCAAAUUAUUCGGCAUGCGCGGAUCCCAACGUGAACAAGCGUCGAGAAGCAUCUUUCGUAUCGGCGGUGUGUGGCUUCCCUAAGGAUUUUGCACGAGGCCGUAUACGAAAAGGACAAUUUGGAGAUGACGCUUGGUUCAGUGCCAAAUUCAAGGCUGUUGAAGUAAUUGGUGUAGCCGAUGGUGUGGGAGGGUGGCGACACUAUGGAAUAGACCCAGGCGAAUUUUCCAGUUUUUUAAUGAGAACGUGCGAAAGGCUAGUCUCGAUAGGCAGGUUCAUUCCUUCAGAACCAGCUGGUUUAUUAGCACGUAGUUACUAUGAACUGUUAGAAAAUAAACAACCAAUCUUAGGUAGCAGUACUGCAUGCGUAAUAAUUCUGAAUAAGGAAACGAGCAGCAUUUAUGCAGCAAAUAUAGGAGAUAGUGGUUUUGUAGUUGUGAGAAAAGGUGAAGUUGUUCACCGUUCUAACGAGCAGCAACACUACUUCAAUACUCCAUUUCAGUUAUCUCUACCACCUCCAGGUCAUUCUGGAUUAGUACUUAGUGACAGUCCAGAAUCUGCAGAUACUUCUAGUUUUGGAGUUGAGGAUGGAGAUGUAAUACUUUUAGCAACCGACGGUGUAUUUGACAAUGUGCCUGAUCAGUUGCUAGUUACUGAAAUGCGUAAAAUCGAAGGUGAAAGGGACCCUAGAAAGAUACAGGGUGUUGCUAAUUCGAUAGCUUGGAUGGCGCGUAGUUUAGCUUUUGAUGGAGCAUUUAUGUCACCUUUUGCCCAAAGUGCAAGAGAAAAUGGAAUCGACGCGAUAGGUGGUAAACCUGACGAUAUCACGGUGCUUUUAGCAACGGUGGCAAUCUGAUAUGAAAAUGUGUAUGAUAGAACGUUAAUCAUUGUAUUAUAGUCCAUAUCAUCGCAUAUAUGUAUCUAGUGAUACAUCAUUAUAUUCCAUUAUGAUGAUCAUCUAUUAUUUAAAUUUAAAUAAAUGGUUUUAUAAAUCACCUCUCACAUAUUACAAUAUUAGUUUCUAUCAUCAUAACAAAUUUUUGAAUGGAAUUUGAGUUAUAAAAUUAAAUUUGAUAUCUUAUUAAAUUAUUUUUAAAGUAGAAACAAAGUACAUGAAACAGUUAAAAAUUACAAAACUUAUAAAAAAGAUAUGAAAUAGGGAUGUUUAUCAUAAGUAGUGUACAGUAUAACCAACAGUAACAUUAAACCAAAAGGUUUUUAUUAAAACUUUAGUAUACAUAUAAAUAUGUUUCCUAAUAUAUAUAGAAUGAAAAGUGCUUCAAAGUAAAAGCCAACUAAACAUAUUCUUAUAUAAUAUCAAAAAUGAUAAUUAUAAUGCUUUGGCUUUUCAUUGAUACAAAUUUUACUAUAACACAAUAAUGAGAUCAGAAUACGAAUUUGUAUAUAUAUAUGACAAAUGCAUUAUUUCCUUUUACAAUUUGAAUACAUCACAGUGUUAUAUAAGAAUACAUUAAUAUAAUUUUAUGGAAAAUAUAAAAAAUGUAAAGACAGAAUGAGCAAUUAUUUGGCAAUAAGUAGCUUAUAAAAAGCAAAUUAGUAAAUGUUCAUUUGUAAUUUAUAAUAAACAAAGUUCAUAACUUUGUAGUAUGCUUGUAAAAAUCUGCUUUUAUUAUCUCGACGUACAUAAAACUAUUACUUUCGAGUGAGCAUCAGUAAUGACUAUUAUGUUCUAAACAAUGUUUGUUAGGAACAAUUGUUAAUAACAUACUACAGAUAAAAUUGAUAGUUCCUAUUUUUAUGUACACAUUGUUAUACAUGUUUUGUAUUUAUUAAUGAGUAGAUGUACUUUAUUGACAAAAUCCAUAUUACUUAUAUCAGACUGAUAUUCAUUAUUGUGUAAAUGCAUAUUCUGAAACAAGUAUAUGAGCAAAAACAGAUUCUAUUGUACUAUGAUUGCUUCACAAUGUUUUCAUAUUCAAUAUCAGAAACUGUGCAUCCCUAUUUUCAAUUACUGUGAUUAUUCAUUUUAUAGUAUUAAUUGUGCAAUAUCAUUUCAUAGAUUCUUUGAAACACUUUAUUACAAAAUGUUUACUGGUCAGAGGUGUUUACCUCUAUGAUGUAUUCUAUAUAUUCAUCAUAUGCCAUGCAAUUUAUUUGCAACAUGACAUCAAAUAUAUUGAUGUAAAGUAGCAUUUGUUUGUAUGUAAUACCUAUUAUACCUAUGAUACAUUAUAAGACACGUGAGUUAAAAAAGAUAUUAAUAUGACAAAACAUUGUUAGUACAAAUUUAUAUUUUUUACAUCAGGGGUUUCAAUUUUAUUGUUUUUUUAGAAAGUUCAUUCAAUUAUCACACAAAUUAAUGCUAUCAAGGAUUCGUGGAAUUGAAAAUUCUACUAUAUACAGUUUGACUCGUAUUUUAUUAAAAGUAACAAUCAUUGAUAAUAUUACUACUUCAUUUGGUAACGAUCGAUUUUUAUUGCAGUAGAAUAAUUAUGAGCAUAUGGAUAAUGUAUCUAGUCCAGAGCUAUAUUAACAUUUAAGAUAAGUAUAAAUAAACUUAAAAUAAUAUGUAGUGUCUCUUCACUUUACAUUUAAUGUGAUUUGUACUUUGGAAAUAUUAUUUAUGUUAUGUUAGUGCUAGUAUAAAUAAAUGCUUCCACCAAGAUAGUAUCGCUACAAAUGAUUUCAACAUUCUUGAUCUUUGCUUCUAUAAUACAUAUAUUUUAAUAAACAAGUAAUCUUGUGUAUAGAGACUAUCACAAUCAUUUCAUGAAAAAAAUUGUAACCCCUGGUAGCAGAUGGAAGUCUUUGUAAUACAGUCAGUAUAUACGAUAUAUUUCGUAUAUCUAGAUGUGUAUGCUCAAAUCAUUUUAUCUUUGUUAGUAAUUGUAAAAAUUGCAAAACAAAAUUCAAAUUUCACAAAUGUAUAUAAAUUCAUAAAUUUACUUGAUAUAUCAAUUAACAAUGGAUGGCUCGUGGAAAUAGGGAGAUGAAAAAAAAUUAUAACAUAGCUCCUUGACCCCAAUUAAAACCACCUGGUCGAUCUUCAGGUGGUGGAGUGUAAUCUGGAUCUUCUGGAUGUGCGUCAAACAAUGUUUUUCUAUGUAUAUAAAGUAAAAUAUAUAUUAUAAUAAUAAAAAAUAAUACUAUAAAAUAAAAAUAAAUUAGAUACGUUAUGCACCAUAAUCAAA
Messenger RNA from Vespula vulgaris, 3513 nucleotides. Its product is annotated as protein phosphatase PTC7 homolog. The record is from RefSeq and is a predicted model, not a curated record. The transcript is spliced from 5 exons. Bases 306 to 1217 code for a protein of 303 amino acids. NCBI's taxonomy places the organism in Eukaryota, Metazoa, Arthropoda, Insecta, Hymenoptera, Vespidae.